Messenger RNA from Chaetura pelagica (chimney swift), 759 nucleotides. RefSeq names its product proopiomelanocortin (gene POMC). Lineage: Eukaryota; Metazoa; Chordata; Aves; Apodiformes; Apodidae. Gene Ontology annotation, molecular function: hormone activity. The transcript has 3 exons. Bases 1 to 759 code for a protein of 252 amino acids. The record is from RefSeq and is a predicted model, not a curated record. Gene Ontology annotation, cellular component: extracellular region.
AUGCCAAGCACCCUGUGGAGCAGCCUGCCCAUGGUGCUGGGGCUGCUGCUCUGGCAGCCCGUGGGCGCCAGCGGCCCGUGCUGGGAGAGCAGCAGAUGCCAGGACCUCAGCAGCGAGGCCGGACUUCUGGGCUGUGCCAUGGCGUGCAGAGCUGACCUGUCAGCUGAGGCUCCCGUGUACCCAGGGAACGGGCACCUCCAGCCCCUCUCCGAGAGCAUCCGCAAGUACGUCAUGAGCCACUUCCGCUGGAACAAGUUUGGUCGGAGGAACAGCAGCAGCGGGGGGCACAAGCGGGAGGAGGGGACGGGGAGCAACCCACCGCUGGCAUCAUUCCCUGCCAUCCCACCAUCCCACCACGAGGAAGAGCAAGGAACCGGGCUAGAGCGGGAGGAAGGCAAACGCUCCUACUCCAUGGAGCAUUUCCGCUGGGGAAAGCCAGUGGGACGCAAGAGGAGGCCUGUCAAGGUCUACCCCAAUGGGGUGGAGGAGGAAUCGGCAGAGAGCUACCCGCUGGAAUUCCGGAGGGAGCUGGCUGAGGAGGAGGAGGAGGAGGACCAGGAGGAGGAGAGGGAGGAGGAGGAGGAGGACCAGGAGGAGGAGAGGGCUGGUGGCUCCUACCGCAUGCGGCACUUCCGCUGGCACGCGCCCUUGAAGGACAAGCGCUACGGGGGCUUCAUGCCCUCGGACCACAGCCAGACCCCUCUAGUGACUCUCUUAAAAAAUGCCAUCAUCAAAAGCGCCUACAAGAAGGGGCAGUGA